AGGGGCUUGAGUGGGACUCACAUGGUUAGUCCGCCUGGAGCCGUUUGGUUAUUUAUGUUUCUCCCACGUCGUUGGAGAUGCAGAUAGUGAUGCAGCGUCAUGAGGAGGAGUGGUUCAACUGUAGGUGAAAAAGUUACUGAACUUGUCAAGCAUGUCAAUCAAGUGGAGACGUCAUGUCCAUAGUUAAUGGAGAAAAGUACACGAUUUCUCUUUGAGUGGGAUAAAAUUAAAAGCACGGCGGCCAAAUGUGAUUAGUGUCUUUUUGACGGUGAAGCGAUCUUCCAACACGGUGGGAUUUCCUUCGAUUAAGUUUAGUUACAUUUAGAUUUGUUUGUAAACUGAAACGUUUUAUGAUCUUCCUGCCUGGAGAUAGCCUUCGCCUUUGGGUUCAAACAAAGUAGAUUGUCAGUAGCACUGUGAACGGCAACCCGGUAAGAUGCGAAAUUUAAUCUCUCAGUUAGUGGUUUGUGCACUCCUCGUAUUAGAAACGAAACAAUCGCUUCCCAUUUGGGAUGUCAUGACCAACUGCAAGAUUCCAAAUGAGUUGGAGCCAGGGGUGUGCAAAAACCCUACUGAUUGCCCGGCGUUCUACGACAUCAAUGAUGUGAACAGCAUUGGAAACACAAGCCGGCUGAGUUUCGUUCGUCAACUUCAGUGCACCGGAAUGGCAGAUGGGAAAAUUUGCUGUCCGCGAAGUGGAUCGUACGCUGAUCCAUGGAUAAGCAUGGUAAACAUAACCAAAAGAGUGCGAACUAAACCCAUUACGGUGAGAAAGAGAAUAGGAACACAACCAGAAGUUCCAUGUGGCGCACCAGAUUUUACUGCACUGGUUAAUAGUGGAGAAAUUGCUAACAUUGAUGACUUUCCCUGGAUGGCUGUGUUAAUCUACGAGCAAGCAAUGGAUCCAGUUAUUCCUGGUUGCGGAGGAGCUUUGAUAAGUAAAACAUUUGUGGUAACAGCAGCGCACUGUCUGACGGGCUCUAUUAUUCGGAAGAAAGGAAAAUUGGCAGCCGUUCGUGUCGGUGAAUAUGAUUUGCUGAAUAAUCCAGACUGCAUUAUUGAGGGUCAAUUUCAAGAGUGCACUGAUGAAGUAGUCGAUGUGAAGCCAAAAACCAUCACCGUUCACCCACACUACAAUGAAAACACUGCAAGUCAACAUCAUGACAUCGGCCUAAUUGAGUUGGCCAAACCAGUUGAGUUCACAUCCUUUAUUCGCCACAUUUGCUUGCCAGAGCAGGGCAGUAGACAAACCGUGAAAAAAUUCAACGUCUGUGGUUGGGGACGAACGAAUUUCUUUAGCGCUGACAAAGGAAAUAACGUUCCAAGUCCUAUAAAAUUGAAAACAUCGCUACCUUACUUCGACCACGUGCAGUGUUCACAGAUUUAUCAACCACAGAGACUCCAACUCAUCGACGGCCAGAUUUGUGCAGGAGGACGCAGUGUCAGAGAUACUUGUUCCGGAGAUAGUGGAUCUCCAUUAAUGUAUUACGACGUGAAUAAAGGAGCUUGGAUUUUGUCCGGAUUGGUCAGCAUGGGCCCACUACACUGUGGAACUGUUGGAAUGCCAGGAAUCUACACCAAUGUUGGGGAAUAUGUGUCGUGGAUAAAAACUAUUGCUCAUCUGUAAUGCACGUAUAUUUAAGAACUUUAAUAAAUGAACUACGGAGAACCACUGUUAGUGUUA
Molecule: messenger RNA, 1684 nt
Organism: Aedes albopictus (Asian tiger mosquito)
Lineage: Eukaryota; Metazoa; Arthropoda; Insecta; Diptera; Culicidae
Product: CLIP domain-containing serine protease B8-like
Exons: 2
Coding region: 437-1627 (396 amino acids)
Biological process (GO): proteolysis
Molecular function (GO): serine-type endopeptidase activity
Source: RefSeq, a predicted model, not a curated record